GUCUUCAGCGCGCCGGUGGUGGCCUUCUUCAACGGCACGCCGCCGCCGCCGCUGCUGGAGCUGACCGGGGUGGUCGGCGGGCCGCCCGGUGAGCCCAGCCACGGCGACUAUCGGGACAACCGCCAGUACAACGGCCACCGGGACCCCCGGCCGGCCUACGACCACCGCGACAACCGACUGUUCGGCGAGUACAGGGCCAACAAGCCGGCGUACGAGUACGGAGACGACCCGCGGCAGUACGGCGGCUACAGGGGCGGCCGGCAGGUGUAUGAGACCGGCUGGGAGGGGCAGCAGCGGCCGUACGCCGACUAUGUGGAGCCCGUGCGGCGGCAGCGCGGCGGCCGACGGCCGGCCGGCAGACCACAACGGCCGCCGCCCCAGCGCAAGGGGGAGUCGGUGGUGGCCCGCGCGCCCUCGCCGUCGGAGGCUGACCUCGGCCAGCGGGAGCGCAUGGUGGAGCAGCUGUCGCACGGCCGUUACGAGUGUCUGGUCUGCGUGGACCCCAUCAAGCAGACCGACCCCGUCUGGAACUGCCAGAGCUGCUUCCACGUCUUCCACAUGGGCUGCAUCCGCCGCUGGGCCAAGUCGUCCAAGGCCGAGUCGGGCGGCUGGCGGUGCCCGGCCUGCCAGAACGUGACAGCCGCGCCACCCACUGCCUACAAGUGCUUCUGCGGCAAGGUGCGCGACCCGCCCUGGAACCGACGGGACACGCCUCACUCCUGCGGAGAGGUGUGCGGCCGCAGCCGGGCUGACGCGGGUUGCACGCACCGCUGCACUCUGCUCUGUCACCCGGGCCCCUGCCCGCCCUGCGCCGCCUCCGUCAAACGGUCGUGCCCGUGCGGCAAGAAGACGGUGGACAUCCGGUGCGAGCUGGCCGCCGCCCUGACCUGCGAGGACACGUGCGGCCGGCUGCGCAACUGCGGCGUGCACACGUGCGAGCGGCCGUGCCACGUGGGCGACUGCGACGCCUGUGACGUGCAGCUGGAGCUUGUGUGCUUCUGCGGGAAGGUGCGACGCGAGGAGGUGUGCUCGGCUGACACGGCCGCCGCCGGCCCGUUCUGCUGCGGCGGGGUGUGCGGCCGCCAGCUCGCCUGCGGCCGCCACCCCUGCGACAAGCUGUGCCACGAGGGCGACUGCGGCCCGUGUCUGCUGAGCCCGGCGCUGGUGGAGCGGUGUCCGUGCGGCGCGCGGCCCCUGUGCCGCUGCGGCUUCAUGGACCGCGAGCUGGCCUGCGCCGAGCUCACCACGCGCGCCGACGACGCCCGCUGCCAGAAGCGCUGCACCAAGAAGCGGAGCUGCGGCCGCCACAGAUGCGGCCAGGAGUGCUGCAUCCAGCUGGACCAUCCGUGCCCGCUGGUGUGCGGCCGGAAGCUGAGCUGCGGCCACCACACCUGCGAGGAGCCAUGCCACGUGGGCCAGUGUCGGCCAUGCCUGAGAGCCAGUUUCGAGGAACUGUACUGCGAGUGCGGCGCCAGCAUGCUGUAUCCGCCGGUGCAGUGCGGCACGCCGCCGCCGCCCUGCAGCCAGCCGUGCUCCCGGCACCACCCGUGCGGCCACCCGGUCCACCACAACUGCCACAGCCAGCCAGAGUGCCCGCCCUGCACGCAGCUCAUGAAGAAGAAGUGCUACUGCGGCCACGAGGAGCGGGGCAGCGUGCCGUGUCACCAGACGGCCGUCUCCUGCGGCCGGCCCUGCGGUGCCCCUCUGCCCUGUGGCCGACAUAAGUGUAAGGAGCCGUGCCACCCGGGCGCCUGUCAGGAGGUGGAGUCCGGCUGCCGGCAGCCGUGCGACACGCCGCGGCCCGAGUGUCGCCACCCCUGCGCCGCGCCCUGCCACGACGGGGACUGUCCGAAGACGCCCUGCAAGACCAAGGUGCCGGUCAGCUGUGAGUGUGGCCACCGCUCGCGCACGCUGGCCUGCAGCGACACGGGCGCCUACCGCUCGCUCAACACGUCACUGAUCGCGUACAAGCUGGCGGCCAUCCAGGCGGGCGGCGCCACCGUCGACGUGUCGGAGCUGAUGUCGGGCUCCGCGCCCGGCAAGAACUCCAGGGCCAAGGCCAGUCUGCAGUGUAACGCGGAAUGCGCGGUGCUGGAGCGGAACCGGCGGCUGGCGCUGGCGCUGCAGAUUCGCAACCCGGAGCUGUCGAGCAAGGCCGGCCCGCCCACCUACCCGCCCUCCAUGCUGGACAUGGCGCGCCGCGCCAAGGGCCUGGCCGAGGAGGUGCACCAGCAGCUGACCGACCUGGUCCAGCUGGCGCAGCAGUCGAAGCAGAAGAGCCGCAGCGUGGCGUUCGCGCCGAUGAACCGCGAGCGUCGCCAGUUCAUCCACGAGUACUGCGAGCACUUCGGCUGCCAGUCGGAGAGCUACGACGAGGAGCCGAAGCGGAACGUGGUGGCCACGGCGCACCGCGACCGCUGCUGGCUGCCGACGCUCAGCGUCCUGCAGGUGGUGGAGCGCGAGGCGGGACCGCGCAAGAUCGCGCCGGCGCCCCGCCUGAGACGCACCAAGCCAGCGCAGCCGGAGGCGGCCGCCGCCGAGGUGAUCGACUACUUCGACUUCACCGGCUGA
This is a messenger RNA of Pollicipes pollicipes, 2571 nucleotides long. Its product is annotated as protein shuttle craft. Lineage: Eukaryota; Metazoa; Arthropoda; Thecostraca; Pollicipedomorpha; Pollicipedidae. The transcript is spliced from 17 exons. The annotation marks the transcript as partial. Gene Ontology annotation, biological process: negative regulation of transcription by RNA polymerase II. Gene Ontology annotation, cellular component: nucleus. Gene Ontology annotation, molecular function: zinc ion binding; DNA-binding transcription factor activity, RNA polymerase II-specific; RNA polymerase II transcription regulatory region sequence-specific DNA binding. The record is from RefSeq and is a predicted model, not a curated record.